UGGAGCCGGAAGUCUGCGGCAGGGAAGAGCAGGAAAUCUUUCUUGUUAAAAUCAUCAUCAUCAAGACUCUUCUCUCUUAACGCCUCGUUUACUGACGGAUCAGGAGAAAUCUCACUACUAAACACUUAACCAGAUAUACAAAACCAGGGCCUGCCAUGGCAUAUGCGGCAUAGGCCGUUUCCUAGGGCACGAAAUGACCAGAGGGGCGCCAGACCAGAGCUCAAAAACUUGACAUGUGAACACGUUCUUGCAUCAUGACGCAAUUAUGAAUAACUAUGAUAUUAAUGCAUUAAUUAUCCAUGUGUAAUGGAGACCAGCUGGUGAGGUAUGUGCAGGGAAACUUCACUCCACAAAUACCCUUUUACUUAUGUGAGACUGUGGCCUUGUGGUUCAAGAACUCACUGCCUGUUUUAGGUUGGAAUCCCACUCGGAGCAGCUUGGUUAUUUACAACCAUUUGACUGAUGUGGAAGGCAGCCGCUGGUCAGUCAGUUUCUGUUGUUGAAGAUAAUGGAGACGACUGGGAGACCGACCCUGACUUUGAGAACGACGUGUCAGAGAAGGAGCAGAGAUGGGGUGCCAAGACUGUUGUUGGCUCCGGUCAUCAGGGACACAUCAACAUUCAUAGUUUACGUGAGAGAGUGGCGUCAGAACACUGUGACAUAAAGCAGAAGGAGCUGGACACCAUGCCCAAAGCAUCUCAUGGUUACGGUGGAAAGUUUGGAUUGCAGCAGGAUCGCAUGGAUAAGUCAGCUGUGGGCCACGAGUAUCAGAGCAAACUAUCCAAACAUUGCUCCCAGACUGACACAUCUAAGGGUUUCGGUGGAAAAUUUGGAGUGGAAGCUGAUCGUGUGGACCAGUCUGCUGUGGGCUUUGAAUACGCUGGGAAAACUGAAAAACAUGCAUCACAAAAAGAUUACUCCACUGGGUUUGGGGGCCGCUAUGGCGUGCAGGCAGAUCGUGUAGAUCAGAGUGCGGUUGGCUUUGAUUACCAGGGUAAAACUGAAAAGCACGAGUCCCAGAAAGAUUAUGCCAAAGGCUUUGGUGGCAAGUUUGGAGUGGAAACUGAUAAAGUGGACAAGAGUGCUGUGGGCUUUGAGUAUCAGGCCAAGACUGAGAAACACGAAUCUCAGAAAGACUAUGUGAAGGGUUUUGGAGGAAAGUUUGGUGUUCAGACGGACCGUCAAGACAAGUCUGCAGUUGGUUGGGAUCACCAGGAAAAACUGCAGCUACAUGAAUCUCAGAAAGAUUACUCCAAGGGAUUUGGAGGGAAGUAUGGUGUGCAAAAGGACCGAAUGGACAAGAGCGCAGGCACAUUUGAGGAGGUGGAGAAGCCAGGCGUGUCGUAUCAGAAGACACGACCUGUAGAAGCAGCUUGCAGCGGUACCAGCAGCAUUAAAGCACGCUUCGAGAACAUCGCAAAACAGAAAGAAGAGGAGGAUCAGAAGAAAGCUGAAGAAGAGCGUGCUAGACGCCACGCCAAAGAAAAGCAGGAGCAGGAGGAGGCACGGGACAAACUGAAGGAGGAGUGUGUCAGUGAGACUGUGGAGAACACUGCCAGUGUGUAUGAGCUGGAACCCUCUUCAGUAGAAGCAACAGAGGAAGACUUGUACCAGAACUCUGAGCCGAACCAUCAGUACCACACCUCAGAUGAUUAUGGAGAAGAUCUUGGCGUGACUGCUGUGGCUCUGUAUGACUAUCAGGCUGCUGGGGAUGAUGAGAUUUCCUUUGACCCUGAUGACAUCAUCACCAACAUAGAAAUGAUCGACGAGGGCUGGUGGCGAGGGGUGUGUCGCGGAGGGUAUGGACUCUUCCCAGCCAAUUACGUUGAAGUUCGACAGUAGACUCUUUCCAGUGCAGAGCGUUAACUGAAGAUCACAUCAGCUUCUGCUCGUCUCUGUAGUCUCUUCUUCAUUACACACACACACAGGUGUUUGGUCAGUCUUAUUUCAGUCAGAGGAUCAACGACAUCUGUUAUAAGAUCAUUCUGUGCUGUCCUCUCUGUCCAUAGGAGUGUGUUUCAUUGUUUCUUCACAGUGUUGGUCAAACGUGUAAAUUAUGUUUGAAAUGUUUGAAACUCUUCAAUGGGAAAUUCAUUGCCAUUUGGUGGUAAACAUGCGUAUCUGAAACUCGGCAUCUCUUUUCUCCUCUCUGGCAUAUGUGCAUCUGCUGAUGUCCUCCUGUUGUGUAUUGUGUGUCACGUGUGUCAAUUCUGUGGCUAGAUUUGAUUCCAUCCGAUGUUUACCACAUGAUGAUAAUGAUAGAUUUUAUAUCAAUGAGCUGGUGAAUUACGACAAUCCAGCUCAGCUGCAGUUGACUUGAAACGAAAUGAAGGCUUUGCUACAGCUUACGACAUUAUACGUUUUCAAUUACAUGAUUUUAGUUAAGUGACCUUUUGAAACAUAUAUUGUCUGUGCUUAUCUACUCUAGCUUUGUCGCCAUGAUUGUUUUAUAAGAAAUGUCAUUUUAAGAAUAAAAUAAUGGAAUCUUCAUCUAA
This is a messenger RNA of Triplophysa dalaica, 2495 nucleotides long. Its product is annotated as src substrate cortactin-like. The record is from RefSeq and is a predicted model, not a curated record. Gene Ontology annotation, biological process: regulation of actin filament polymerization. Lineage: Eukaryota; Metazoa; Chordata; Actinopteri; Cypriniformes; Nemacheilidae. The transcript is spliced from 16 exons. Gene Ontology annotation, molecular function: actin filament binding. Bases 463 to 1842 code for a protein of 459 amino acids. Gene Ontology annotation, cellular component: plasma membrane; site of polarized growth; actin filament.